Dendroctonus ponderosae (mountain pine beetle) is the source of this 2840-nucleotide messenger RNA. Its product is annotated as fatty acyl-CoA hydrolase precursor, medium chain. Gene Ontology annotation, biological process: presynaptic membrane assembly; synaptic vesicle endocytosis; modulation of chemical synaptic transmission. Bases 243 to 2072 code for a protein of 609 amino acids. The transcript is spliced from 3 exons. Gene Ontology annotation, cellular component: cell surface; postsynaptic membrane; synapse. NCBI's taxonomy places the organism in Eukaryota, Metazoa, Arthropoda, Insecta, Coleoptera, Curculionidae. Gene Ontology annotation, molecular function: neurexin family protein binding; signaling receptor activity. The record is from RefSeq and is a predicted model, not a curated record.
AAAUCCAACGUCCUUGUGGCCUUUUCGGGAUUUUUGUCUAUUGCAAUUCUCAAAAACAGUCGCUGCUGUGUAUAUAAGCAACGGAAUAAGCCAUUCUGACCCAUUUUGUGAAAAUUUAAAUUGAUCGUCAAAUAAAUAACGUGGAGGGAAACUUUAUCACGCAACAUUUUCCUUCAUCAAGCUCGUGCAGUCGAUCCCGCGAUUUUACUCAAGAAACAGCCAUUUUUCCUUCUGCUAUCGAAAUGGGUUUAUUAAAUUCAAAUAUUUUUGCCACGCAUUUUCGAUGUUUGUGUCUGGUAGCAAUUUUUUUUAUAAGUUCAUGCGAGUUGUCCGAAAUUGAUAUUCCCAAUCAGGGCAAAAUUCUUGGAAUCGAAUUAUCCAAAGCCAGAGUGCAGAAAAUUAUGGCAUAUUUUGGAAUACCUUACGCACAACCUCCAGUUGGAAACUUGAGAUUUGCACCUCCGGUUACAAAUCCUCUUCCUGAGUGGAAAGACGUUAGAAAUUAUUCGUCGUAUCUACCGGGUUGUCUCCAGGUGAAAGAAGAUUACAAGGACUCUGAAUUACCAUUUUUGCAAUUGUUAACUGAUGAGAAAUUACCCACCGUUGUAAGUGAAGACUGCUUAUACUUGAAUAUUUUUGUACCUAAUGCUCCUAAGCCACCUCAGGGUUAUGCCACAAUAAUUUGGAUUCAUCCGGGAAAUUUCACAACCGGUUUACCCUCAAUCUGGAACCCGCAUACACUCGUCUAUAGGCAAAGGGUUAUCAUAGUUACUUUUGCUUGGAGACUGAACAUUAUGGGAUUUUUUACAACAAUGGAUGCGGAAGUAUCUGGCAACUACGGCUUAAUGGAUCAACAAGCCGCAAUGGAUUGGGUGAAAAAGAACAUUGAAUUAUUCGGGGGAAAUUCUAACAACAUUUGUCUUAUGGGUUAUGGCACAGGCGCUACCAGCAUCGGCAUUCAUAUGAUCAAUCAGCAAUCGAGAGACCUGUUUCACAAGGCAAUAGUAAUGAGUGGAAGUUUGUUCCAGCCAUCAGCCAUUCGAUAUCCUCAGGAAGAUGAAUUGGUUGUAGAUAAGCUCGCCAAAGAGUUUGGCUGUUUAAGAAAACCAACGUUUCGCUUGCUGGAAUGCUUACGACGUGCUGAACCUGAUUCGUUAGUUCAGCAAACCUCAAAUAUUAACUGGAGGCCUCUUAUUGAUAAGGAUUUAACUAACCAGAGCGCUCCAUUUCUACCAGAACCUCCAAAGAACUUUUUCGAUCGUGAAGAUUAUGCAAAAAUUCCUGUUUUAACUGGAUAUACAAAUAUGGAACAAGGCCUCGAACUUGACGAUAUCGACGCUAACGUCACAUAUUCUUCAGAAAUACUUCACCAAAUUAUGGAAGAACUUGUUAGGGGAGAUCUUCCCAACAUAAAUAUCACAGAAUCCUCUUGUAAUUAUAAUUAUGACCACGUAGUGGAUUCAGUAAUGUUUUUCUAUUCACCCCCCACUCCAAAAUAUGAUGCAGACACGCUGAGGACUAUCAUAGGAAACUUCAUGGUUGAGAAAACGUAUGGUUCUUCCACGAUUUUACUGGCUUCAUAUUUAAGCAUAAAUCAGCCAACAUUCGUCUACAGAUUUGAUAUGAAACCCAGUUCUAAAAUAGCGAAUAAAAAUCUACCAAAUUGGGUACAGGUACCACAUUUGUUCGAUUUAACCUACGUUUGGGGCUUGCCCUACUGGAAACCCGAUCAGCAAGAAUGGGAUCCCAGAGACAAACGAAUAGCUGAUACCGUUAUGUCUUUUUGGACCAAUUUUGCUAAAACAUCUGAUCCAACGAAAAAUACAAUUUACCCGAUAAAAUGGGAUCGUUUUACAAAAGACAAUCCUGGUUUAUUAAUUAUGGACAAUAACAUAUACAUGAGCAGUUCGAAAAGUGUCAACUACAAGGCUUUCGAAUUUUGGAACGAAUAUUAUCCUAAGGUGUUGUCUAUCGCUACAGAAUGCUGUGGUCUAUCUGAUUCCAGUUCUUUAGUAGUGUCUCAUAUAAUCUUGCUUUUACUUUUAGGAAUUCAAUUACUUCUCGUAUUUUAAUUUUAUCUGACUAAUUUGGCUAAUAUUUAUUAGCACAAUAAAAUGUUCCCAAAAAUAUCGAGAAUUAAUUUUUCUAUUCAGUAGAUAAUUGUAAAAAUGUUUAUAUAUUAAACACAUUUAGCUCUUGCAGAUAUCAGUACCUAUAAUGCAGAAGUGCACAUUUAAUUGUUUUCAAUGUAACGUUUAGUAUCUAUGAAAGACAAUUUAAAAAAUAUCGUUUGAUACUCUGCAUUUUUCAAAUCCUUUUAAUAGUUAUAGUUUUCCGUUUCGAUGUACUGAGCGGUAAAUAAGUAUUAAUAAAUUAAUAAUUGACUUGAGUAAAAUUGUAAGGAAAAUUAACUUAGCGACAUUUCGUAUAAAAUUUCUAUUUACAGGGCCCAACACUUUAAAAUAGCAAACGCAAGCAAUUAUAGGCGUUUAAUAACAUUAAGUUAACUAGAAAAAUUAGAUCUAACAUAAGUUUUUAUCCUGAUUCAAGACUCAGGCAUUGAAGCAUCUUCACUUACUCUUGUAUCUGUUCAAAAAAAUAUAUUUAAUUCUGAACAAAACUGGACACAUUCCCAUAGAAAUAUGUUUUUUUUUUGUUAAACUUUCAAUCACUCCUCGAAAUUUGUUGCAAAUAUUACAAAACAUUAUUUGUACAUGAAGAGCUAUUAGUUACUAUUAGCUCUUCGUUUGUUGUAGGCUGAAGAAGAAACAUGUAAUACAGGAGCAUUCUAUAUUCGAAAGUAACAUUAUGAAGUAAAAUAAACUUUUUUACUCCUCAAA